Thalassophryne amazonica is the source of this 2252-nucleotide messenger RNA. It is a transcript of the gene amer2, whose product is annotated as APC membrane recruitment protein 2. The transcript is spliced from 2 exons. Gene Ontology annotation, biological process: regulation of canonical Wnt signaling pathway. Gene Ontology annotation, molecular function: beta-catenin binding; phosphatidylinositol-4,5-bisphosphate binding. Lineage: Eukaryota; Metazoa; Chordata; Actinopteri; Batrachoidiformes; Batrachoididae. The record is from RefSeq and is a predicted model, not a curated record. The coding region runs from base 165 to 2237 and encodes 690 amino acids. Gene Ontology annotation, cellular component: plasma membrane.
AGCAAGAGAAAGGAGGGAAAGGAGGGGGGUGGAAGAAGGGAGAGAAAACCAGCAGGCAGACGUUAGAGCAAGUCAGAGUGGGAGUGAAAGAGCACCAGGCAGCUGGGUGGAAAGAGGGAGAGCGUGGGUGAGUGUAUGUGUGGUGAGGACAGAAAGGCUGGACGAUGGAGGUGCAGUCGGAGUGUGUGGAGCCUCCUGUGGCCCCGCACUGUGAACCCCAACCCACAGGGAAGAUCAACAAAGCUGCCUUCAAACUCUUCGGAAAGCGGCGCACUGGCUCUGGAAUGGCAAGCUUCUUCUCCUUCAGGAAUAAAGGGGCCACAAAUAGUGGAAACAAUGGGAUUUCUGACAGUGGAAACGGCUCAGUAGCACCGGUGGAUCUCAUCAGGAGCAAAACUCACGAUGGACUAACGGGUUCCAACAGUGAUGCUGAUGGGAAUGCAGGGGAGCGGCUGACUGCCCAGGAGGCAGGCCCGGUGAGGUCGCUCAGCAAAUCAUUCAGUUUCUUUUCUUUGCUUCGACGUGGAAGUUUUAGAUCGAGUGAAAAUGGAGGGGCGGGGUUUGCUGGGAGAGGGAGGAGCCUAAAGGGCUUUUUCAGCAGCAUGCGAUGGAAACGUAAGGAUAAAACAAAUGAAGGAGAUGGGGAAGUAUUAGAAGUGAGAAAAGAAAAGGAUGGGGAUAUUACCCAAGAUGAAAAGGUAAAGGACAUCACUCUCACACUUGAACCUCAUCCACACCAUCACCUUGAGGAUUGUAGGGAUCAUGAGACAGAACCUAAUGAAGAGGAAGUAGAGACUCCUGCUACCAGCAAUACCAUCACACCUUCGCACUGUGUUGCCAUGCCAGGGCCGUCUUGUGUGCCAGACUCACCCUUCCCUUACACACCCACUGACUCACCAAUCCAUCCUUCUGUAUCAAAAGCCAAAGCCUCAGUUUCAAGCCUCACCCCCUCUCUUGCUACACCCCCUCCAGAUCGCUGUAGCACAGGCGAUCCGCCUUCUGAACCUUCGGUGGACCGCCUAUGUUCCCUCCUUUUCACAGACGUCACAUCCCUUAAGAGCUUCGAUUCACUGACUGGUUGUGGCGACAUCAUUGCUGAUGCAGAGGAGGAGUGUCCAACAGGCAAUGGGGGCAAUGGAGGCAGUGGCACCAGUAGCAGCAGUAGUGGGGGAAGUAGUGGGAGUGCAGGAGGGAGUGCCGGGAGAGUUGCUGCCACGGUUCUUGUUUCCCCAUCCAAACCCAGAUUACCAUCCCAGAUGGCACAGGCAAUGUUCUCCAUUUCCCCUAGUUCAGUUUCUGUGCCGCUUCAUGCACGUGCCCGCGUGACACCUGCACUACAGCAGCCCCCAGCUGGUAGUGGGGUGGUUGCUUACAUGGGUGGGGGGGAGGAAAUGGCAAGUCCAGAAGGAGUAGAUGAUGCAGACAUGCAGGGGCUGUGGCACAUGCUGCCAGCCACAGGGGAAAACUCUCCUGCUUUGCCCAGAUCUCUCCAACCUCCCUCCUCAACACCAACUGCUACUUAUCCCCCUUGCUCUACCGCCAACCCUACAAGCAGCCACCUUUCACUCAGGAGUGCAGACAGAAAGGUGCCCCAGGUGAAAGCUCUUGGGCUCAGUAAAAUCCCAGUGGUUGGGGGAGCAGGAGGCCGGGCAGCUAAGCUACCCCUCCCUCACUUGUAUGGGCAUCAUGCCACAUCACCGAAUGAAAAGGAGCCUCUCAGUGAUGAAGGCUACUGGGAAACUCCCUCUGCAACCCCAACAGCAACACCUGAUGAGAUUGGGCUGCAGCGCAACCAGAAGGUGCCCCUAUCACGUGACAGUUGCUCUGGAGACCACCUGUAUGAUCUCUACAAUGACCCUGAAGUGGAAGGUGAUGACGAAGAGCAGGAGGGCGAUGAAGAUUUCACCAGUACUCCUUCCCCCUCCACUGAAUGCAAACAAAGCUCCCACUCCCAAACAACUCCUCCUCCUUCCUCUUCCUCCACUUCCUUCCGAUCAAUGAAAGGCAGCACCAGCCUGCCCCGAGAAUCCAAGAUCCCGGUAAGCACCAGACAAGCCACACCCCCUCACUCUGUCAGCCAGUCAUCUCUCUCAUCUGUCCAAGAGUCUGAAGCCCAUCGACCAAAGAACCAAGCGCCAGCCCCAGCACGCACCAGGAUCCCUGUAUCCAAGAUGCCUGUUCGUCGAUCAGGAAACAAACCUGGUAGUUCAAGCAGAGGAACUGGUUCCAAAAAGUAGCUUGUGUCAACGGGG